CUACUACGUCCUCUUAUGUGUAUCCGAUUCUUAUUUUCCAUUUUUUCUUGUUAAUUUAAUAUACAGUUCUCACUUUCUCACCAAAGCAAUCGCUAGCACAACUUGUAGAAUAUAUAAACAAAACACACACUAACGUAUUACCCUACAUGUGCAUGCAAAUUUCAUCGUCAUGAAGUCUGCAUAAAUUUUGAACGACAAGAUUUACACGCAUAAAGAUUUUGAAACCUAAUAUAUAUAUAUAAAAUAAGAAAUCCGACGUUCUGGUCUACAGAAAGCCCUCAAUGGAUAAAAAGGCACAAAUGUGAAAAGUGAUAUAGGGAAGGCAAAGCAAAACAGCUAAAAGCAUUAAAAAAUCAAAACCUUCGAAACUAAACCUUUCCUGUUACAAAAUAAAUUAUAGAUAAAACCACAGAGAAAACAAAAAAACAAACAAGCAAAGAAAAGUAUUUUUCAACUUGGCUGGCUUCUUGUGUAGUCUAUAUAUAUUCCUUAAACACUUUCUUAAAACCGAAAAGGUUCACAAUAUCUCUCCUCAACAUGACAUCAAGAACACUCACGAGACUUCCUAAUCUCAUUAAUGUUUUUCUCCUGAUUUCUCUAGUUUUCUCAGGUGAUUUAGUUUUUCAUAGUUAUUUAUAUUUUCAUAUGAGAUUUUAAAAUUUGUCAAGUUACGCCGAAUUUUACGACAAUGAUUUAGUGUCAAUACAUUAUUAUAAAAUUUAGAGCGUCUCCAUUACUUAUAUUUGAGGGAGCAUAUCCGUAAUUAAAAAACAUUGAAAAAAUAAAAUAAAUUAUGAGAAAUUUUUUAACAAUCGAAAAAUAUUAUGAAAGUCUUUUCAUCCAUUGGCACCAUGUGAGUCAUGUGACUGGUUUAAUUCCUUUUACAAAUAAAAUAUAAUUAUUUUUAAAAUAGUUAUUUAUUUAAAUUAUAUAAAGAUAAUAUUUUUUAUUGGUUUGAGCAUCGUACUAAUAGAGAUGCUCUUGAUAAUACUUUGGAAACCUACUGAUUUUCAAUAUUUGUUUAGUAUAAUAGAUUUUGCAUGUCAGUAAUCUCUAUAAUUUCCAAUCCUUCUAUUGAAAAUAAAUUCAGGGAAUGUACUACAAAGUGUUGCAUCUCUUGGCAUCAAUUACGGACAAGUUGGUGACAAUUUGCCUUCACCUGAUAAAGUUAUUAACCUCUUGAGAUCUCUAAGGAUUAACAAAACAAGAAUCUACGACACAAAUCCUCAAAUUCUUAGUUCCUUUGCAAAUUCAAACAUAGAGAUCAUCGUCACCAUCGAAAAUCAGGUCUUAACGUUGUUACAAGAUCCUCAACAAGCUCUCCAGUGGGUGAAUUCCCACAUCAAACCCUAUAUUCCGGCCACAAGUAUCACCGGAAUCAUGGUCGGAAACGAGCUUUUCACCGACGAAGACUCUAGUUUAAUCAGAUACAUGAUGCCAGCAACUAUCAACAUCCACAAAGCCUUGUUCCAGUUAGGUUUAGACAGAUACAUUCAAGUCUCGUCUCCAAGCUCUCUCGCCGUCCUAGCCGAAUCUUAUCCUCCAUCAGCCGGAAGUUUCAAGCCGGAGGUUACCUCCGUGAUGCAACAAUUUCUACGAUUCUUGGAAGCCACGCGAUCUCCUUUUUGGAUCAAUGCUUACCCUUACUUCCCCUACAAAGAUAACCCUAACACAAUCCCUAUCGACUACGUUCUAUUCAAUCGUAACAUCGGCAUGACCGAUCCCAACACAGGACUACACUAUGACAACAUGAUGUAUGCUCAAGUAGAUGCGGUUGCUUUCGCUGCUGCGAAAUUAGGGUACCGUAACAUAGAAGUUAGGGUUGCGGAAACAGGUUGGCCUUCCAAAGGAGAUGUUGGAGAGAUUGGAGCGUCUCCUUUAAAUGCUGCCACGUAUAUAAGGAAUCUUAUGAUGAGACAGUUCGCCGGAGAAGGGACUCCGGCCAGACGGAGUUCCAGGCUAGAGGUUUAUAUAUUCGCAUUGUUCAAUGAGGAUAUGAAACCUGGUCCUAUUUCGGAGAAGAAUUAUGGAAUAUUUCAACCAGAUGGAUCAUUGGCUUACGAUUUGGGAUUCUCCACGAUGUCUACUACUAGUACUACAACUGCGACUUCAAAAUCUGUCACCUAUUCAUCUUCUGCCACUAAGGUACAAAGCAAUUAGUAUGGUUUGUUUUUUAAAUCCAUAAAGAUUGGGGUUACAGCGAGAAUAGAUGAUUCUGGAAGCACUAUAUGUGUAAUAACGAAUUCUAUUUUGUUUCUUUUUACAGGCAAAGUCAACCUUGAAGUAUUGGAAAAUUUUGAUAUUGGCGAUGAUUGGGGUUAGUUUUAGAGGGAAGGUUAUCGAGAAGAUAUAACAAGGCGAUUGGUUAGGAUAGUUAUGAAAACCAAAAAAAAAUUUAUCUAAGAUAUAAUUCCAUAUUCAGUUUAACAUUUCAAUCAAAUUUCGGUAAAUAGUUAAAUUAUAUAUAAACCUUUGUAAAAAUAAUAAUAAUAUAUAUAGAUAUACUUUUGUUGUUCUCGUUAACGUGUAAAUUAUACAUAUGGAUAUCCUAAAAUAAUAGUCAAUAAACAAAAACAGUUUAUUGUUCAAGAAAAAAGAAACUUAUAUUGGCGGCUAGUCGCACAUGAAAGCUAUGUGUUACUUCGACCCUUACGCAUAGAAAUAGAAUCGACAAAAACUCUUGCAGCAUAGCUAUAUCACAUAGCUAAUUAAUUCAUUUAUAUAUAAUUAGAUAUUUAAAUAUAAUACUUAAAUUUAAUACGUAACCCAUAAUGCAAAUCUAUGCAUUGGAAAAGCAAAAUGCAAACCUAUAAAUCAUAAUGGAAUGAUACUUCUAAUUUUUGUUCAUUACUCCAUUUUUCACUCUAUUUUGAAAUAAAAUAUGGAAUAAAAUCUAUACUAUUAAAAGGGACUAAUCGAGGUUCUAAAGAGCGUCCACAUGUUUUA
This is a messenger RNA of Brassica napus (rape), 2946 nucleotides long. RefSeq names its product glucan endo-1,3-beta-glucosidase 14-like. The record is from RefSeq and is a predicted model, not a curated record. Gene Ontology annotation, molecular function: hydrolase activity, hydrolyzing O-glycosyl compounds. NCBI's taxonomy places the organism in Eukaryota, Viridiplantae, Streptophyta, Magnoliopsida, Brassicales, Brassicaceae. Bases 1381 to 2160 code for a protein of 259 amino acids. The transcript has 2 exons. Gene Ontology annotation, biological process: carbohydrate metabolic process. Gene Ontology annotation, cellular component: plasma membrane.